Messenger RNA from Zea mays, 370 nucleotides. RefSeq names its product protein SEMI-ROLLED LEAF 2-like. NCBI's taxonomy places the organism in Eukaryota, Viridiplantae, Streptophyta, Magnoliopsida, Poales, Poaceae. Bases 11 to 370 code for a protein of 119 amino acids. The transcript is spliced from 3 exons. The record is from RefSeq and is a predicted model, not a curated record.
GGUCUGGUUUAUGGGGGAGCUUUCUCAUAUCUCGUCAGAGUUUGACAAUGUUGUUCAAGUUGUACUGGAAAACUACAAACCUCAGAAGAUGCAAAAUGAUGAUCAGGGUACCAAUGAUGCUGACAACCAGUUGGUGCAGGAAGACCACAAGGCUGAGCACCCCCCUUCCCCUUUCAUUAUCACUGCGCCCCCCUCUUGGGAGAGCAUAGUUAAUGUUAAGGGAGAAGUUAGCCUACCAGAGGAAGAUGCUAGAGAUCCCAAAUUUUGGUCCAGAAUCUGUGUGCACAAUAUGGCCAAGCUUUCUAGGGAGGCAACCACAUUCCGUCGCAUCUUGGAAUGUCAGUUAUUGUGUCCCUCUCUUUGGAUAUAA